Thamnophis elegans (Western terrestrial garter snake) is the source of this 702-nucleotide messenger RNA. RefSeq names its product serine protease 57-like. The transcript is spliced from 4 exons. Gene Ontology annotation, molecular function: serine-type endopeptidase activity. Gene Ontology annotation, biological process: proteolysis. NCBI's taxonomy places the organism in Eukaryota, Metazoa, Chordata, Lepidosauria, Squamata, Natricidae. The record is from RefSeq and is a predicted model, not a curated record. Bases 1 to 702 code for a protein of 233 amino acids.
AUGUGGGUUAUUGGCGGCAAGGAAGUGAAACCCCAUUCUCGGCCCUUUAUGGCCUCCAUCCAAGAGGAGAACAGACACGUCUGCGGUGGGUUCUUGGUGGCACGGAAAUGGGUGAUGACAGCAGCUCAUUGUCAGAUUCCCAAGGGGUCCGCCCGGUUUCGUGUCAUCCUCGGUGCCCAUUCGCUCAAGACUCAGGAGGCCUCCCAGCAGAUCUUUGGCAUCAAGAACUCCAUUGCUCACCCGCUCUUCAAUCCCGAGGCAGUGAAAAACGACAUCCGUUUACUGAAAUUGGACCGAUCCGCCAUUUUCAACAAGAAUGUCCGGAAGAUCAAGUUACCUCACGCCUACACUGAUCUUUGCCCCGGAGUCACCUGCCAUGUUAUCGGCUGGGGAGACAUCUCCAAUUAUGCAACCAUCCCCACCGAACUCAUGGAAGCCAACACAACCAUUGUGGACAGGAAGGCUUGUAAUGCAUCGUGGCAAGGACACGUCUUCAAGGGCAUGAUCUGCGCAGCCAGCACCAGUGCCGUCCUGCGUGGUUUCUGCUCGGGUGACUCAGGUGGCCCCUUAGUGUGCGGGAAAAACGUCCAGGGCAUCGUCUCCUUCAACGGGAAGAGAUGUGGCGAUCGGUCGUUCCCGGAUGUCUAUACCCGCAUUGCCAAUUACAUCACCUGGACCCGUUUCGUACUGCAGACCUUUUGA